AUGAUCAAUACUGGUACUGCAAGCAAGGCUUGCAUAGCAUGCCGAGACCGCAAACGCAAAUGCGAUAGAAUCAAGCCAAGCUGCUCUCUCUGUUACCGUCUUGGCCGCGUUUGUCACUAUGAGCCUCGUUCUCGGAGAAAUGACACUUCAGUUGUGCUCAGCAGUACUCCUCUACAAGUACCGACGGUCACUCUUCUGUCGCCUCCAGAAACCCCACCACUCUGCUUGCAACCUGAUGUCAACAAGGCUAUCACAGGUCGACUUCUCCAUGCCGUGGGUGAUAUCUCAGCAAUUCGCGUGAUAGCUGAGAACUAUUUCGGAAGUGUCCAUCGCUGGUUUCCAAUCUUGUCCGAGGUGUCCUACUAUGAGCAACUCACCUCGACCUACACCGACCCAAACGCUGAGUACAGUCUGUUGUCUUUAAGUAUGGCUCUCAUCACAUUAAUGCCAUCAGAGGACGAAUCAUUCUCAUCCCUUUAUAUGUUGGUCAAGAGUGCCAUCGCUAUUGUGGAGGCCGCGAAUAUUCAUUCGCUGGAAGUUGUUCAGGCAAGGCUCCUUGUGACAUUGUUUGAAGCCGGUCAUGGUAUUGAGCCUGCGGCAUUUAUCUCCAUGGCGGCGACUACGAGGGCUGCUGUCGCGAUUGGCCUGAAUCAAAAAAUCAAUGACCCCUGCUGCCAUGACGAGAAUAUCAAUUCGAAGAUUCAAGCUGGCUUGCGUGUAUGGUGGGGUCUUGUCAUGUUAGACCGAAGCUACACAAUCGAGCGCGGGGAGGGUUCAUGUGCCACGCACCAAUAUGAAUCUCCUCAAUAUCUUCCACGUGAUGGCAGUGUUUGGGACAACAAGAUAUUAUCGUCCGCCAAACCAUUAAAUCUUUCUACACCAUCCAGCAUACGAGUUGGUGGAUUUGCAAGGCAAGCUCAAGUGUCACAUGUGCUCCAUAUCCUGAUGAUGCAUCUGCAUGAUUCAAGAACCAGUGUUCCAGAUCCCGAUGAAGCCGAUCAAAUCGCUAGGACCCUGACAGCAUUUUCAAUGCUAUUGCCAGAAGAAACGCCUCAACCUUGGCCAAUGUACUGUGGAGCUCUUGGAAUGUGCUUCAGUGCAAUGAUGACACUCCACGAGUCACGCCCACGAACCUCACUCUCAGAAGAGUACCUCAACUGUGAUCAGCCAGAAUCUUUGCGAUCCUCCCUCGAACGUAUACAUGGAUUAUGUACUCGCUUCAAUGCGCGAAUCGAGCAAGUCAGCGUCGAUGCUAUGUCUCCGUUUCCCCCAUAUGGGCUGAUUCGAGCUGCAACCCUGAGACACCAACUAUUCAAGGAAACAGGGGACUACUCUCAUAUCACAGCUGCAGAUUCCCUGACGUUGAUGGUGAAGCACUUUAGCAAGAGAUGGAAACGUGCAGGUAAGAACUCGAACUAA
Molecule: messenger RNA, 1419 nt
Organism: Mollisia scopiformis
Lineage: Eukaryota; Fungi; Ascomycota; Leotiomycetes; Helotiales; Mollisiaceae
Exons: 5
Coding region: 1-1419 (472 amino acids)
Biological process (GO): DNA-templated transcription; regulation of DNA-templated transcription
Cellular component (GO): nucleus
Molecular function (GO): zinc ion binding; DNA-binding transcription factor activity, RNA polymerase II-specific; DNA binding
Source: RefSeq, a predicted model, not a curated record